Molecule: messenger RNA, 1468 nt
Organism: Wallemia mellicola CBS 633.66
Lineage: Eukaryota; Fungi; Basidiomycota; Wallemiomycetes; Wallemiales; Wallemiaceae
Product: tRNA isopentenyltransferase
Exons: 5
Coding region: 12-1448 (478 amino acids)
Biological process (GO): tRNA modification
Cellular component (GO): mitochondrion
Molecular function (GO): tRNA dimethylallyltransferase activity
Source: RefSeq, a predicted model, not a curated record
GCUCAACGUCGAUGAAGAAAAGCGUCAUUUCGGUAAUUGGCUCAACAGCGACGGGGAAAUCAGAUUUGGCAGUCCAUCUUGCAAAGUUAUUUAAAGGUGAAGUCAUAAAUGCAGAUUCUAUGCAGGUUUACAAAGGCUUGGAUGUCAUCACAAACAAGAUAUCAGAAAGCGAUAAGCGUGGUGUAAACCACCAUCUUAUGUCAUUUUUAGACCGCGAUAAGGAAUACGCGAUACCACAUUUCAUGGCGGACUCUACCUCCCUCAUUAACUCAAUGGCCGAGAACGAUAUUUUGCCUGUCGUCGCAGGAGGGACACACUACUACAUACACCAUCUCCUUUUCGCCAACAAACUCAUCAAGAAUGAGUCACCAGCUAGUCGCUCUCUUCCGGAUGUUCCUUCGCCAUCUUACGUUGAUAUCAUCAGCGUACUCAGCGAAAAUGACCAAAAGUUGGCCAUGAAAUUGCCAGAGAUCAACGAAGCGGAUUAUGAUGCAUCAGAUGAACGUGGUGUACCUCUUUAUGCAAGAUUACAUAGCAUACUCAGUCAGAUAGACCCGCCUGCCGCGAGCCGUUGGCACAUUAGAGAUUUUCGCAAGGUUAAGCGUAGUCUUGAGAUUAUCUGGGAGCACGGAAAAAGGAGAUCCGAUAUCGAGAACGAGCAGAAAGCUCAGCAGGAUGAUUCUCUCUUGCAGACCAGAUACAAAAACCUGGUUUUCUGGGUCUACACAGACCCUGAAGUACUGUCGAAGAGGCUUGAACGACGUGUAGAGAAGAUGACGGAGCAAGGGCUUUUGAACGAGAUAGAGGAGAUGCGUGCGCUUGAAAACGAGUUCAGAGUAGGUGGGGAACAAGACUACACCCGAGGAAUCUUUCAAGCAAUAGGAUACAAAGAGUUUGACGCAUACUUCAAAGCUACCAACUCGCAGGAUCGUGAUGUAGCUUUCAAGAAUGGACUUGAACUUAUGAAGAUAGCGACACGACAGUAUGCAACGAAGCAGCUCAAGUGGAUACAGAACAAGCUUAUCCCUGAGAUACUUGCACAUCAGGAGAGUGCUCAGAAAGUUGGGAACCCUAGUAGCGUCUAUGUUUAUAUGGUUGACUCGUCGGAUAUUUCUCAAUGGGAUGAACGCGUUACGAAACCUGCUUCAGAGAUAUUAGAAAAAUUUCUCAAGGAUGAUACCCUUCCAGACCCGCGAAGCUAUUCGGAAACUGCCAACAAACUUUUCGCGAAGCAGUCUUUGCAGGCUGUCUCAAAUGCCGAGAGAGGGUACCGCAAAGUAAUAUGUGAAGUGUGCACAACUGAUCCACACAAUCCUGUAAUGCUAGGCGAAGGUCUCGAGUAUGAGAACCAUCUCAGGUCGAAAGCUCACAAAGCCAAGACACGACCGAAGGCAACCAGACCUUCUGAUGCCGAAAUAGCCCGUUUAAGAGCUCUAAAGAAUCGUUAAAUUAUUAUUAUAUAAAUUUU